UAUCCUCUUCCUCGCCGUCGUCGGCGCCGUCGCCAUUGUUGUCGCCGUUGCCGUUGCCGAAGCCGUCGUCACCGCCCGAAGCCUUCUUGAAUCAGACGAUUCAAUCUUCUUCACCGCCUCACCGAGAAUUCACCUACUCGCCGAGAAUUCGCUUACUCGCCGAGACUUCGCUUCCUAGCCGAGACUUCGCCUCGUAUUCCUGAAUCUUCUUCUUCCUAAGUCUUCUUUUUAUAGUUUGAUUUUUGCUAAUAGUUUUGUGGUAUAUUUGCAAUUGAUUUAAGUGUUGGAUACAAUCAAGUUUAAUAGAUUCGUGUUAAAUCUAAUUAAGUUUAGUGUUAGAUCGAGUUUGUGAUAUAAGUUGACUGAACACAUGGUAAACCUCUAUUCUGAGUUUUGGUGCUUGUUCACUAUAUGUUGUUUGUUACAUUAUAGAUCUAAGGCUAUGGUUAUGUUUUUGUGAAUAGCAUCAUAGUAGAAAUGCUAGAGUUUUGUGGUAAAAAUGCUAAAGUUUUGUUUGUAAGAAUGUCAGCCCGAUAGAUUUUUGAAUGUGUCUCUAUGAAUGUCUCUAUGAAUGUGUCAAUGAUUUAUUGGAUUAGUUUUGAUGAGAGUGUGAACUGAUUUGUGUUUUAAAGCUUGUUCGUUUUUAUGGAUGGUAGCAUGAGUGAAGAAUCAAAACAAGUCAUGUUGAUUUAUCUUUGAAUUGUUUCAAAUAGCUUUGAAUUGUUUAAAGUAGAGUCGUGGCCAGUCUUUACGAAGUUGUUUCUAUGUGUAAGAUAUGACAAUGCUAGAGUUUGAUUUGAUAAGUAAUGAGAAUACUAGAGUUUUUGAGUUUGAGUUCGUUUUGAGUAUGGUUUUGUGACAAUUUCAGUUUAGCUUUGAUGCUAUAAUUUAUGGUCGUUUUCAUGUACAUUUUGUGCAGUAAAAUAAUGAGAAUGCUAGAGUUUGAUUUGUGAUAGACAAUGCUAGUGUUUGAAUUGAUAAGUAAUGAGAAUGCUAGAAUUUUGGUGAAUAGCAGCCUGAGAAUACUAAAGUUUGAUUUGUUAUAGACAAUGCUAGAGUUUGCUUUGUGCUAGUUUAGACUGAGAAUUGACAGCUCAUACUUACAUAAAUUUGUGAUUGUUUGAUCUGUGAUGUUACAGUUUGUUUUGUGAAUAAUAGUAUGAAUUUGUUUUGAGUGUUUUCAUGUAAAUGUGUUUGAUUUGAACUGCAAUAGUCUCUUUAAUUAAAAUUUUCCUAGGCCAAUCUGUAAGGUCUUCUAUACUUUAUGAUGACUUUCCUAAAGAACAUAUCUGUCUUUUUUGUUGCAGGACAUGGGAGAUUCUUUCCCUACAGACAUCAAGCUCCCUGAGCUUUGCUUCAAAAUAGGAGAUGAGCCGAGGUCAGAUGUCAAGAUCAACCAAUUCCCAAGCUAUGAAUUGGUUAAAGAAGUGAAGAGCAUAUUAUCACGCCAAGAGUUUCAAAGGAUCAAAAGCACAUUCUUGGGACCAGUCUUGAAGAUAAUUGGAAGAGGGUUAAUAAUGUCGGGAAAGAUGGUGCACUAUUUCCUGAGCAGAAGUUUGAAAGUUUCAAAGACUAAUGAAAUAUGGGUACACUUUGGGGGGCAGCCAAUGAGAUUCUCUAUUAGAGAAUUUCAUAUGGUCAUAGGCUUGAAAUGCUCAGAAUGGGAGCAGAAUGAAGAUGCAGAGAAGAAGACUUUUGAUUGGGCUUCCACAAACCAGGCACACACGUGUGAAGACGUGGUCGAGAUUAUGAGAAAAACUAAUCGAGAGGACUUGGAUGAAAGAUUUUGUCUUGCUAUGCUGAUUCUUAUAGAAGGCAUAUUCUUCCAGCGAUACAAAGGAAACAAGUUCCCUGCCAAGAAGCUCAAGAAAGCUCAAGACAUAGAAGUCAUAAUGAAUCAUCCUUGGGGGAGAGAUGCAUACAAAUUGUUGCUUUCUUCAAUCAAGAAGAAUGUGCCAUCCAAUCUAUUAAAGAAUAAAUACGAUCUCCAUGGUUAUCCUCUAGCAUUGCAUCUUUGGAUUCUAGAAUCAGUGCCUCUGCUACAAUCUUCAUUCAGCACACUCGGUUUCAUAGAGAGUCCACAAGCGUUUUUGUGUGAGAAAUACACAAGCACUGCCAGUCCAUCAAUUGCUCAAGUGGAGAACAUUGAAGCAUUGAAACAUCAUAUUACCUUCAAUACCUGGUGAUGAAGAAGAUUAUGUAGCUUUAGAGGACACUAGCGAUCAAGACUUGAGAUUUUUAAUGGAAGUUAUUAACAAGGGCUACAAGCUGACAGUUGACGACUGCACUAAAGGCUGCUUGGAUGUUGGUGCAGUGAUGGAAGAAAUAGCCAUCAUGUCGUAUCAGUUACGAAACAAAGAGACCCUAAAACCGUCUUCAUCUGGUGAGUCAAUCAUGGAUAAGUUAGACAACUUAUACAAGAUUGUGCAAGAGGGAUUCAGAACAACAAACACUCGCUUAUCAAAGAUAGAGGAACAUCUAAACAUUCCCAAGGCCGCAAAUACAUAUGAUCAGCAUGAACGCCAAAGAUCCCUCCAGAUAACACUACUCAUGAUGAGUAUGACCCCAUGCAUGUAACAUAUCCAGUAAUGACAGAGAAUGAUAAUCAGUGUGACACAGAGAAUAAUAAGCAGUAUGAGACAGAGAAUGAGUAUGAUCCCAUGCCUGCAACAAGUCCGUUGAUGACAGAGAAUGAUAAGCAGUGUGACACAGAGAAUGUUCAAGAGAAGAGAACAGAGAAUGAUACUGGGGAAGGCAACACACAAAAUGAAGAUGAGGAUCAAAGCAACAACCAGAAUGAAAAUCAAGAGUUUGAUCCAGAAGAUAGCUAUUGCUUCCCAUCUCCAACACAGUCGUUGUCACAAACAGUUCAACUUCUGGAAGAAGUUGAAGUUAUGUACGAGAAGAAGUGGAGAAAGGGGAUUGUGAGGACAAUCUUUCAAGAAUCUGUACAAGUGUAUAUGUAUGACUCAGAGAAGGAGCAUAUAUUUGAUAAAAAAAAACAUAAGGUUUUACAACAAAGAGAAGAUUCCACAUCAAGACUCAACAUCUAAACCUCCUACUCCAGCAAAUAAGAAUCCUAAUGAGGAAACACAACCUGAAAAUUCAACUGCCGAGUUCUAUACUCCAACUGAAGCAAAUACUCAAACAAAAACAGAGGUGAUAACAGAGAAGCUGGAUCAAUCAAAUGAGAUGAAUACAGAUGAAGCAAAUGAGAAAACAGAGGAGAUCACUCAAAAGAUGGAUCAAGUUGAUGAGGUAAUAACCCGCAUUGUUGAGGAGACAGUGGAGAUUACUCAGAAGAUGGAUCAAGUUGAUGAGGUAAUAACCCAAAUUGUUGAGGAGACAGACGAGCUUACUAAGAAUAUGGAUCCAGCUGAUAAAGAUGGUGAAGAAGAACAAGAAGGCAAUCAAAAUGAAGAAGAUGGUUCUUUAGAACCAUCUUUUGAUCUUGGUUGUUUCAGUUCAGCUGAGGAGAAAAAGAGGAAAUGGGUUCAGAAACGCAAGGACAACAAGUUGAAAAAGAAACACAAAGUAGAUGUAGAGAAGAUGAUUAUAAGGCGGAGCCAGCGACUAACAACACCAUCAAUGCCGAUAAUAUCGCCAUACAGAGCAACACGUAAUCCAGCAACAACAACACUAAAUCCGAGUAUGAACCCCUUUCUUUCUCCAACAUUAAAAAACGACGAAGAAAUGACUAUUUGGAGGAAUGCAAACAUACAAACCGGGAAGAUCACUGACAGAGAACCACUAACGCCACAUUGGUUAAGCAUUGUGGAAAAACCAGAGGCGCAUCUUCAAGAAACGCAUAUUGACGCAGCAAUGUUGACAAUUUGGUUCAAAAGGGAGCGAGACCCGGUGUACUUCCACAACAAGAGGCUGCCGAAGUCUAUCUUUGUCAACACUGGUUUCCUUAGAGUCUUGAUAGAGUGCUAUCAUAGUUUCAAGAAGGACAACCUGAAGACACAUUAUAAAUUCCCAAAGAGACUGUUGGAUACCAUCAACGGAAAAUCGCCUUCGAUUUCCAGCCUACAGGCGGCAUGGCAUGAAGUGGAUAAUGCAUAUGGGAUUGCAUAUUGCAAAGAAAUCAACCAGCAUAUUGGCAUCAAAGUGAGCUUCAGUGAAAGGAAAAUAACGGUGUUUGAUUGUAGAAGCGACAAUUACAAAGCUGAUAUGAUUAAGAGCCACGUCUUCCCAUAUGCAGAAAUGAUUCCGUAUUUGUUAGCUUGGGGCAAAGGGCCAAAGCCUGUUAAUCUCAGCUCUUUUAAAGUCUCAACCCCGAAAAGAUUUACUUGUCGCAUCAAACAUGAUGGCAACUGUGCCAUAUUCUUAUUGAAGAUGAUCGAAUGUCAUGCAAUAGGAGUUGAAGACAUGAUGAACAAGCUUGACGAAGCGUUUAGUGAAGAUACAAGAGCCAGGAUUGCAUAUGAUAUCUACAAGGAGAUUAUUGUGAAGGAUGUUGAUAUGUUUAGGGAAUGAAUAUUUGGUCUUAGUAUAAGAUUAGUAUGUGUAUAGCAAUUUACAUUAAGAUAACUGAAUUGUUUGUUAAGUAUCGUAUGUUUUUAGUAUUUUUUGUUGAUAA
Messenger RNA from Capsella rubella, 4582 nucleotides. RefSeq lists its product as uncharacterized. NCBI's taxonomy places the organism in Eukaryota, Viridiplantae, Streptophyta, Magnoliopsida, Brassicales, Brassicaceae. Gene Ontology annotation, biological process: proteolysis. Gene Ontology annotation, molecular function: cysteine-type peptidase activity. Bases 2965 to 4479 code for a protein of 504 amino acids. The transcript has 15 exons. The record is from RefSeq and is a predicted model, not a curated record.